Zingiber officinale is the source of this 5546-nucleotide messenger RNA. Its product is annotated as AAA-ATPase At5g57480-like. Bases 3756 to 5444 code for a protein of 562 amino acids. The record is from RefSeq and is a predicted model, not a curated record. The transcript is spliced from 6 exons. Gene Ontology annotation, molecular function: ATP hydrolysis activity; ATP binding. Lineage: Eukaryota; Viridiplantae; Streptophyta; Magnoliopsida; Zingiberales; Zingiberaceae.
AUCACCACACGGAGAGUCCGAGACUUCGAAGCUCGGCCUUUCGCCGCCGCCUUUUCUGCCUCUCCGCAACCCCUGGCGGUGCAUUCCAUCCAGACGCCAUUCUAAUGGAUGCCGUUAGGAUUGUAGCGACGAAGAAUCUGUUUCGAAUUGGGCGGAGGAGCUGGGCCUCUGGGGGGAAGGAAUUAUGGGAUCGCAGUCUAUCGGAAUUGUUGUUUGCUCUUCCUUUGUUACGCUCUGCAUCUUCCACGCUCCCAAAGGUUUGGCGUUUCUAUUAUAUUGUGUUAUCUUGAUGUCAAUUUGUGGUAUCUACGACUAGGAAAACGUCAGGUAGCAGUGCUGGUGAGUUGUGUUUACAUAUUUUUACUCACUGAUUUACCGUGUCGGGAUUGUUGUCUAAUUACAGUAGCCAAUAAGGUGAUAUGGAGUGGGAGUUUGAGAAUUGAACUGCAGUUACAAAUGCCAACAAGAUGAUAUGGAUGACCAAUUGGUGGCACGAGAGUAUGCUAGUUAUGUUGAAUAUGGAUCUAGAUGGAUUUUCAAAUAGUAGAAAAAUUGUCUUUGGUAUUUAGCCUUGGGGAUAGUUUGGUUUUGGGUAUGUGGACUGAAGAUGCUUAUUUGCAUAGAAAAUUAUGAAGUUAUAAACUGAAUUAUAAAUUGGUCGACAAAAUCCUAUGUGAUGCAGACAGAAAUUCAUCAGGAAAGUAAGGUCCUCUCUUUUUCAAUGAGUUUGGGAAUUCUCUGCUAAAUGGUACCGCAAGCCUGAUGGAGUCAAAAUAGGGACAAGGUGUUAAAAACACUUGUGGAGGCAUAGUGACUAGCCAUAACAAACUUCUAUGCAGUACAUCCACAAGAUUGGUUCACAUGUUCUUCGUUAUAAUUUUCAAGUGUUUAUAUUGUGAAAAUAAAAAAAUAUUUCUGAGCUCGUAAUGAUAACAAUAGCCGAACUGUGUACACUUAGAAGAUACCUGAUUUAUUCAAAUUUCUUGAUAAAGUGACUAAUUGAGGAAUUGCCCUAUAUAUUUGAGAUGCUAUGAUUAGUAGUCAAGAUUUUUUGUAGUGUUUGAAACUUCAAGUAGAUUGUUUCAAGUAGUAAAUCAGCUUCGCAGUUGGAAUAUGGUGAAAUAUGUUUAGAUUUUAGAAUUUGGUAGAAGAAUUAAUUGAACAUUUUGUUGGGAAUAAACCCGUUACAAUCUUUUUGUGAUCGUCUCAGAAGCUCUGUUUCACGCUUCUGAGUCCAUACCAAAUGCACAAGUACUUACAAUCAAGAAGGUUUGAGCAGAUAAUCUCAAACUGUCGACUCUAUUGAGUCGAUCCAAGCGCCAAGUAGGUGAGUCGCGGACACCGUGAGUUGUCGAGCAGCGCCCAGUUGCUACCGAGAGUUGUUGACAGGAUGUCAGGAGCUGCAACACGAACUCAAAGUGGAUGCCGAGUCCAGCAGAGCGCUGUCUCCUUAAAACAGAUUCGGCCCCUCCACGGUACUCAGAGGAUUAGGUGGACGUCUGUCUCCUAGGAUAAAACGGCAGGAUCACGAACACAACCGAGCACUGGUUGUCGUGACGAUCUGAACUAGAUCCGAAAACUAUCACGAUUUCGGUUGAGCAAAAGAAAUGCCCAACAAAAAGGAAGGAAACAUACGGAUUCAAAGAGGAAGGAAAGAGCACAUGUACACAAAGCUUAGUUUUCCACACGAAACUCACUGAAGCUGUGUUAUUCUUCAUUUCUGUGCUCAAGGUCUUAUAUAGACCUUAUGCAAGCUUGGCUUGCAAGCACAGCAAGCCACGUUGUGACUUGCAUGCUUGCCAGCAAGCCACAACGUGGCUUGCUGUUGGCUGCAAGUUGCCAGCAAGGCCACAACGUGGCUUGCUGGUGGCUGCAAGCAAGCCACGUUGUGGCUUGCAUGCAAGUCACUUGGCUUGCAAGCUUGCUUGUCAUGUGGCCUUGCUUGUCAUGUGGCACAAGUAAGCGUGCCACGUGGUGUGUAAGUAAGCUGGCGACCUUUCUUAUCUUGUAUGUUGGUCAACAAGUUGUCUGACUGAUGUAACAAACAAUGGAGUUCACAAAAAUACCCCUCGGGUUGAUGUCAUCCGGGCCCUGGAUUUCCAACCCCCUUUGUUCCGAAUCAGUCGGAAAGCCUUGCUUUCAAUCAUUGUGGGACUACAACCCACACGUCGCGUUUUCAUUCAAUUUUUUCCAACACAUUUCAAAUUAAAGAAAGUGUAAACUUUGUGCACUUAAAAGGAGGAGACAUCAAAGAUUAUUCAUAUUUGUCAUAGAUUUGCUCUUCUAUAUCCGGCCACAUGUAUGUUUACGGGCUUUUCUCACUUUAGGAUUUUAAUCAUGUAUUUAGAAUUAGUUGCCUUGUUUUAAGGAGAAAAGGCGAGAUACAGGAGGAAAUUAAUUCCAGGACCUCAUGCAACAGUCAACACCAUCGAGGGCCUUACUAAUCGAGUUAACAACCAUCUUCAAAUUAAUUAUCUAGAAAUGGAAAAAUAAAUAAAUUUGAGCAGUAAUGCUUAUGUUUGAUGAAGAGAAUUUCAUUUAUUAAAGUAUUUAUGGUCUUUUAAAAGUUUUUUUGCUAAAAAAGUUUGCAGGAGUGAGAUGUUGCUUAUUAAGUUAUCUUUUUUGAAGUUGCUAAAAAUAAUGCUUAACAUAUCUUUCUUAACAAAGAAAUGUCACAUCCUCGACACCCAGAUAUUUCAACAAUCGGGACCUACAUAAAUUUAAUCCAGACCACUUGUGCUUGCUUGCAUAUUUAUUACAAGUAAUAAAAAACAAUUAUGAUGUAGUUUGUGUUAUAUGACAUGUUAUCUCUGCCUCUAGAUUAUACAUUUUACCGUGCAAUGAGAAAUUAUUUUUAAAUCUGGAUUAUGAGUGGUAUAUGCCUUGAUCUCAGAAAAGAAAUUUGCCAAAAUUUUUUCAUUUUGUUCCUAUGGUUUUCACUAAGUCUAAUAUUUAACAAACUUUCUUCUCUGUCAUGGCUCUUUUCUGAUCAGAACCAGAAGACAAGAUAUUAACAAUGCUACUAUCAAUCAUGAUUAGUAAAUUAUCUGUUCUUCUAGAGCUAGAAUCAACAGAGUUACUUGACUUUUCACUCUUAAACAUGUUUUAGUAGUACUAAAACUGUAAUUACAACUUUCUUCAUUCUCCUUUUAAUUUUUAUCAAGAUUCUAUUUAGGGAACUGUUCACUGAAGAGCUCUGCCAUUCUUGUUGUCAUUUGACAUAUCUGUUUCCACUGUUGACACACCGAUCUUUGUUGUUUUUUGUCGUACUUGCUGAUGGUGCUGGAUUCUUGAUAGUGAGUGCAUUUUAUGGGCAACAAAUUUACCCAUAGGAUUGUCUGGUUCCUACCUGUGCAUUUCUAGCUUCUUCCCCCAACAGGACUGCUAGUGCUAGAUUGGACAAGAGAGUUGGCACGAAGAUGAUGGGAAGCAUAUGUGCACAUGAGAUUAGUUGUCACUAUGAUGGGUGACCUAUCUUGUCUUUUGUUCUUCUCUUGUCUUGGGGCGUAGAGUGCGUACCUACACAUUUGGAAGCUAGUUGAUUUGGGCAGGUGGUCUUUGGCUGUAUGCAACAGUGAAGGAUUAUAGGACGGAGAAGAAUCACAUAUCACAUUAUGAAUCCUCAAGAGGAAAGAAUAUAUGCCUUCGAUCUCAGAAACUAUGGACCCACAUGAUGAUGUUUCUGAUAAGAACAAUGAUCCUUCAGAAGAUUUGGAACAUAUAAAUAUUUAUGGUUUCGUGAUCUUGGAGCUUCUAUGCUAGCCAACAGCGGACACUCACUGCCUUCUCUGUGUGGCCUACUAAAUCUCAUCCAACCCCUCCACUGUCUUUUUCCCAGAUCAUUUAUGUCCAUGAGACCUUUGAGAACAACAAGAAGGGAAACAGGGGAGGGGAGGGGAGGGGAGGCCAAUAUGGAGUUCUGGACUUCUCUGGCUUCUCUCAUGGGAGUUUUUGCCUUCUUCCAGAGCAUCCUACACGCCGUGUUUCCGCUGGAGCUGCGCUUCGCAGCGGUAAAGAUCUUCCACCGCGUGUUCUGCUGUUUUUCCACGUACUGCUACUUCGACAUCACCGAGAUGGACGGCGUGAACACCAACGAGCUCUACCACGCCGUGCAGCUCUACCUCAGCCGGUCCGCCUCCAUUGCCGCCUCCCGGCUCAGCCUCUCCCGCGGCCUCAACUCUUCUGCCUUCACCUUCGGGCUCACCAACAACGACCGGCUCGUGGACACCUUCCGAGGCGCCAUCGCCACAUGGGAGCACGCCGUCACACAGCGCCAGUCGCAGUCCUUCUCCUGGCGACCGCUACCGGAGGAGAAACGUAGCUUCACGCUUCGGAUCAAGAAGAAGGACAAGGCCAUUAUCCUUCCGGCCUACCUCGACCACAUCAUGGAGACGGCCAACGAGCUCCGCCGCCGGAACCAGGAUCGGCUACUGUACACCAAUUCGCGCGGCGGGUCAAUGGAGUCCCGCGGCUUCCCGUGGGAAUCUGUACCCUUCAAGCACCCCAGCACAUUCGAAACCCUCGCCAUGGACCCCUCCCGGAAGGAGCUCAUCAUGGCCGACCUCACGGAUUUCGCGGAAGGGAAGACCUUCUAUGAGAAGAGAGGCCGCGCGUGGAAGCGUGGCUACUUACUCUACGGCCCGCCGGGCACUGGAAAGUCGAGCAUGAUCGCCGCCAUGGCAAAUUACCUCGGCUACGACAUCUACGAUCUCGAGCUCACCGAGGUUCACACCAACUCCGAGCUCCGAAAACUCCUGAUGAAAACCACCUCCAAAUCGAUCAUCGUCAUUGAAGACAUUGACUGCUCUCUCAACCUCACGAACCGGAUUUCAAAGAAGGCAUCUCCUUCUGCGGAUGCCUCGUCGGACCUGAGGCCGGUGGGCGGAUCAGAGGAUGGCGGCGCCGGCGCCAAGACGAUAACUUUGUCGGGGCUGCUGAAUUUUACCGACGGGCUCUGGUCCUGCUGCGGCAGCGAGCGUAUAUUUGUGUUCACCACCAACCACAUCGAGAAGCUCGACCCGGCGCUGGUGCGGUCGGGGAGGAUGGACAUGCACAUUCACAUGAGCCAUUGCUCGUUUCCGGCAUUGAAGAUCCUCAUGACGAACUACUUGGGCUUCGACGACAGAGAGUUCGAUGACAAGACGGAGACCAGUGACUUAAUGAGAGAAUUGGCAGAUGUGAUCGACGACGCCGAGAUGACUCCGGCCGAUGUUAGCGAGGUCUUGAUCAAGAACCGACGGAGGGAGAAGGAAGCGGCGGCAGGGGAGCUGCUCGACGUUCUGAAGGAACGGGUGGAGAAGAGGAAGAAAAAAAAGCCGACCGGCGAGGAAAUGGAGGAAGAAGAGCAGGAAAAGAGGGCGUUGGAGAGCACCUCGAGUGAGAGUGAUCAGAUGAUGGAUAGCUGCGAUGGGAAAGAAGAUAAGGGGGAGGGGGAGCAGGUUUAGUUCGCCGUCGAUGUCUUCCGUUGUCGUGCUUAUCGAAUGCUGCUGCUAUUAGUCCUUAAUCUCUCGUUGAUUAAAUUAAACGCAGCAAUCUUUUGUUUUUAA